ACAGUACUCUUGCUGUAGUCCAUGAUCACAAAGCGGAAACUGGUAUAGCAUAAUGCCAUGAAUGAGACAGAUAUUAACCGAAGGAUUCCUUCACAACAUUUACAAGAGUUUCUUUGUCCCCCUGUGGCUGGGGGGGUUUCGAAUACAGCCACGGUAUGCCCUGCCUGUCGUAGGAGGCGACUAAAAGGGGCCGCAAGCGAAAGGAGUGAAUGCUAAAAGUAUUGUGCAACAAAAUGUGAAACGAAAUGUGAAAAGGACGUAAUGUAAAUUUGAAAAUGGCGCGCACAAGGAUUAGCAGUGAUGCCAAUCUUGUCGGCGCGCAUGGCCGACAAUUUUCGGUAGGCAUAUAGGGACUGCUUGUGCCUAGAGUACGGCCGCCGCUAUGCGCCGCUAUGAAAAGGGGAAAACUGUAAGGGUUUCUUUGCAAUUUUUUUGUAUCUCUAGUCACUGAUAUAUGCAAGAAGAAAUGUAUGAAUUGUUGGCUUUAUUACAAGUAAAACUAUGUGCUGCAGAUAAGUAUGAAGAUGUAUUUAAUGAAUUCAAAACUUUACACGCAAAUGAGGAACGUGUAAAAUUUAUUCUUAAACUUAUGCUAGAAUAUGGUAUGAUUCCACAAGUAUGUCCAGAUAGCAAAAAUGCAGAGAAAUCUACAGAAUUAAGAGAACAAGGAAAUAAAAAAUAUAUGUCAAAAUCAUUAACAAGCUCUCUGUGUAUCGAUGCACUAAAAUUGUAUUCAAAAAGUAUAGCGUAUGCACCUUGUACAUCUGAACAACUUGCAUUGGCGUAUGCUAAUAGAUCUGCUGUUCUAAAAAAAAUACAUAAAUACAAAGAAUGUAUUGAAGACAUAGAUAGAGCAUUAGCCUUACCAUAUCCAAAUAAUUUAAGAAGUAAAUUAUAUUUAAGAAAAAUUGAGUGUUUAAGUAUAUUAAAACAUCCCAAAACAGAAGAUGCUAUUAAGGAAGCGCAAAAUUGGCUGGACAGCAUGUCCUUGGAUGAUGUCAGUCAUAAAAAAACAAAUAAUAUGUUCAUUUCUGCCAAAAAAAUAUCAGUAUCAAAUACAUCAAAAGAACAAAAUAUCGUAAAACAAUCUCCUUUGCCUGAAUUAAAGCAAUGCAACAUAGAAGUUCCUUGUGCCUCCAAUGCGUUAACUAUAAAAUAUAAUCAAAAAUAUGGCAGACACAUUGUAGCUACUCGUGACAUAAAUAUUGGUGAAAUAAUUGCUAUAGAAAAACCUUAUUCGCUAAUAUUAAAUCCUAACAAUUUACAGACGCAUUGUUCAAAUUGCUUGGAAGUAUGCUGGGCUAAUAUACCUUGUAACUAUUGUACAUAUGCUAUGUAUUGUUCAGAAGAAUGUAAAGCUUCAGACUGGAAAAAGUAUCAUGACAUAGAAUGUAAGGUAUUUCCUUACCUUCUUAAAGUGAAUUUUACACAACUUUAUCUCUUAAGCCUAAGAGUUGCUAUUCAGGCAAUAAGAGAGAGCAAUAACAUACAGAACAUAAAAGAAGAACUAAAAGAAGUUGAAAAUUGUGAUAAUCCUCGUACAAAGGGUUUUUCAAAGAAUGGAACAUUUGAAAGUGAUGCAUACAGAAGUGUAUUAAGUUUGGUUACUAACGUUGAGAAACAGUCAUUACAAGAUCUCUUUACAAGAUCUGCAGAAGCUAGUUUCACACUGUAUUACCUAGCAAUACGUACUGAUAUAUUUGGAAGUUCAAUGAAAGAUUUAUCUGAAUUAAUAGAAAACACUGAUGCUAUCUUUGUUGGGGGGCUUAUACUAAGGCAUCUGCAAUUGAUCCCUCCUAAUGCUCAUUCUUUUACGGAAGAAUAUAAAAUGGCUUCGGAAGACCGUGGUGGAGCACUUAUGCCAUUUCUUAGUCUGAUUAAUCACAGUUGUAACCCAAACAUUCUAAGAGUUUCAAGACCUGGGCAUAUAAUUGUUUAUGCAAUGUAUCCUAUCAAAAAAGAUGAACAGAUAUUUGAUAACUACGGUCAAUUAUAUGCAAUGGUACCAAAAUCCAUGAGGCACAUGGAACUUCUAAAGCACUAUUGCUUCACUUGUGAUUGUGUAGCUUGUGUGGAGGACUGGCCAUUAUUUCAUGAAUUAAAAUCUAAGCAGGAACCCAAUUUAGGAAUAGAAGUUCUUCGCACGUUGCAAAAUUAUCCUAAAUAUGCUCGAAUGGCGAAGAAGGAAAUGUAUUUACUAAAGAUAUGAUAGAUGA
Messenger RNA from Osmia bicornis bicornis, 2216 nucleotides. Its product is annotated as SET and MYND domain-containing protein 4-like. Lineage: Eukaryota; Metazoa; Arthropoda; Insecta; Hymenoptera; Megachilidae. Bases 455 to 2209 code for a protein of 584 amino acids. Gene Ontology annotation, molecular function: protein binding. The record is from RefSeq and is a predicted model, not a curated record. The transcript has 6 exons.